This is a messenger RNA of Molossus molossus (Pallas's mastiff bat), 3591 nucleotides long. It is a transcript of the gene MTHFD1, whose product is annotated as methylenetetrahydrofolate dehydrogenase, cyclohydrolase and formyltetrahydrofolate synthetase 1. The coding region runs from base 110 to 2998 and encodes 962 amino acids. Gene Ontology annotation, biological process: tetrahydrofolate interconversion. The record is from RefSeq and is a predicted model, not a curated record. The transcript has 27 exons. Lineage: Eukaryota; Metazoa; Chordata; Mammalia; Chiroptera; Molossidae. Gene Ontology annotation, molecular function: methenyltetrahydrofolate cyclohydrolase activity; methylenetetrahydrofolate dehydrogenase (NADP+) activity; ATP binding. Gene Ontology annotation, cellular component: cytosol.
CUUUCGGGAAGGCCGCUAACCUCGUGGGUUGUGCUAUCCCGCGGCAGUCAGAGGAGUCAAACUUCCAAUCUUGGUGUUUUCCAUCGUGGGUAGCUGACUAGUGAAGCUCAUGGCACCGGCGGAAAUCUUGAACGGGAAAGUUGUCUCCAUGCAAAUAAGGGAGCGACUGAAGAACCAGGUCACUCAGAUGAAGAACCAAGUACCUGGUUUCACACCAGGCCUGGCAAUAUUACAGGUUGGCAACAGAGAUGAUUCCAAUCUUUAUAUAAAUAUGAAGCUAAAGGCCGCAGAUGAGAUUGGAAUCAAAGCCACUCACAUAAAGUUACCAAGAACGGCCACAGAAUCUGAGGUGUUAAAGUACAUUACUUCUUUGAAUGAAGACCUCACCAUACAUGGGUUACUAGUACAGCUACCUUUAGAUUCAGAGAAUCCCAUAAACACUGAAGCAGUGGUCAAUGCUGUUGCCCCUGAAAAGGAUGUGGAUGGAUUGACUGAUAUCAGUGCUGGAAAACUUGCUAGAGGUGACCUAAAUGACUGUUUCAUCCCUUGUACACCUAAAGGAUGCUUGGAACUCAUCAGAGGGACAGGGAUACAGAUUGCUGGAAGGCACGCCGUGGUGGUCGGGCGCAGUAAAAUAGUCGGUGCCCCCAUGCAUGACUUGCUUCUGUGGAACCAUGCCACAGUGACCACCUGCCACUCCAAGACUGCCAAUCUGGACAAGGAGGUAAAUAACGGUGACAUCCUGGUGGUUGCAGCUGGUCAGCCUGAAAUGGUGAAAGGGGAGUGGAUCAAACCUGGGGCAAUAGUCAUUGACUGUGGAAUCAAUUAUGUCCCAGAUGAUAGUAAACCAAGUGGGAGGAAAGUUGUGGGCGAUGUGGCAUACAGUGAGGCCAAAGAGAGGGCGGGCUUCAUCACGCCUGUUCCUGGAGGCGUCGGACCCAUGACAGUGGCAAUGCUAAUGCAGAGCACAAUAGAGAGUGCAAAGCGUUUCCUGGAGAAAUUUAAGUCAGGAAAGUGGCGGAUUGAGUAUAACAAGCUUAACCUCAAGACACCUGUUCCAAGUGACAUUGAAAUAUCACGAUCCUGCAAGCCAAAGCCCAUCAGUAACCUGGCUCAAGAAAUUGGGCUGUUCUCUGAAGAGGUGGAAUUGUAUGGCAAAACCAAGGCCAAAGUUCUGCUGUCAGUGCUGGACCGCCUGAAGCAGCAGCCCGACGGGAAAUACGUGGUGGUGACCGGAAUAACUCCAACGCCCCUGGGAGAAGGGAAGAGCACAACCACCAUUGGGCUGGUGCAAGCCCUGGGCGCCCACCUGCACCAGGACGCCUUUGCGUGUGUCCGGCAGCCUUCUCAGGGCCCCACUUUUGGAAUAAAAGGUGGCGCUGCAGGUGGUGGCUACUCUCAGGUCAUUCCCAUGGAAGAGUUUAAUCUGCACCUCACUGGUGACAUCCACGCCAUCACUGCAGCUAACAACCUCGUUGCCGCAGCCAUUGAUGCCCGGAUGUUCCAUGAGCUGACCCAGACUGACAAGGCUCUCUUUAAUCGUUUGGUACCAUCAAUAAAUGGAGUGAGAAAGUUCUCUGAUAUCCAAAUCCGAAGGUUACAGAGACUAGGCAUUGAUAAGACCGACCCUACCACACUGACAGAUGAAGAGAUAAGCAGAUUUGCAAGAUUGGAUAUUGAUCCAGAAACCAUUACUUGGCAAAGAGUGUUGGAUACCAAUGACAGAUUCCUGAGGAAGAUCACAAUUGGACAGGCUCCAACAGAGAAAGGGUACACACGGACGACCCAGUUUGAUAUCUCUGUGGCCAGUGAAAUCAUGGCUGUCCUGGCUCUCACCAGUUCCCUGGAAGACAUGCGAGAGAGACUGAGCAAAAUGGUGGUGGCCUCCAGCAAGAAAGGGGAGCCCAUCAGCACUGAAGAUCUGGGGGUGAGCGGUGCGCUGGCCGUGCUCAUGAAGGAUGCCAUCAAGCCCAAUCUCAUGCAGACACUAGAGGGCACUCCAGUGUUUGUUCACGCCGGGCCGUUUGCCAACAUCGCGCAUGGGAAUUCCUCCAUCAUUGCAGACCGCAUUGCCCUCAAGCUCGUUGGCCCCGACGGAUUUGUAGUGACUGAAGCAGGAUUCGGUGCAGAUAUUGGAAUGGAAAAGUUUUUUAACAUCAAAUGCCGGUAUUCCAAUCUCCGCCCUCACGUGGUGGUGCUUGUUGCCACUGUGAGGGCUCUUAAAAUGCACGGAGGCGGCCCCAUGGUUACUGCUGGACUGCCUCUUCCCAAGGCUUACAUAGAGGAGAACCUGGAGCUGGUUGAAAAAGGCUUUAGUAACUUGAGGAAACAAAUUGAAAAUGCCAGAAUGUUUGGAGUUCCAGUGGUAGUGGCUGUGAAUGCAUUUAAGACAGAUGCAGAGACCGAGCUGGACCUCGUCAGCCGCCUUGCCAGAGAACAUGGGGCUUUUGAUGCCGUGAAAUGUACUCACUGGGCAGAAGGGGGCAAGGGCGCCGUAGCCCUGGCUCAGGCCGUCCAGAGAGCAGCUCAGGCACCCAGCAGCUUCCGGCUCCUUUAUGACCUCAAGCUCCCAGUUGAGGAUAAAAUCAGGAUCAUCGCGCAGAAGAUCUAUGGGGCGGAUGACAUUGAAUUGCUCCCUGAAGCUCAGCACAAGGCAGAAGUCUACACGAAGCAGGGCUUUGGGAAUCUGCCCAUCUGCAUGGCCAAAACACACCUGUCCUUGUCUCAUAAUCCGGAGCAAAAAGGUGUGCCUACUGGCUUUGUCCUGCCCAUUCGAGACAUCCGCGCCAGCGUCGGGGCUGGUUUUCUGUACCCGCUGGUAGGAACGAUUGUCCAUCUUCGAGAAGCUACUUUGAAAGUUAGGCCAGUGUGUAGGCCUAUGGUCAGGAGUAUGGGGAAGUGGAGAGAAGUCAGCUCCUGCUUCGAAGAGCUUCUGAAAGAAAUAGUGAGAGUUUCCCCAGAAGCCCUCUUUGGUCUUAAUUCCUAUCAGCAUCUCUAAAUUAACAUAAAUCAUGCAUAUGUCUAUUUACUUUUCUGAAAUUUCAGAGUAAAAGAAAAUAAUUUUGCUAUCUCGGUUUUUAAAUAUAACCUGUAGCAUUUGCAGACUGCUGUAAUAUCUCUGCCAUCCUGUGUGAGCCCAUUUGCCUGGCAUACCCCUGAUACUAAAGAAGCGAGUUGCAAUAUAUACUUUAUGAUUCUCUUUUGUUUAAAGGGGAAAACAUGCUUGCAUGUUUCUGGGAGGGCACAUAUCAGGAGAAGCAGGGUAUGGAGGCUAUAUCUUUUUAUCAUAUAGCUUUCUGUGUUCCUUUUUUCUUUUUUUAACCCUGGAAAAAUAUUGUUCAUGCAGGUUUUUGUCCUGAACUUCCUUGGAAUUCCCAUUUCUGUUACAGCAUUAGCACCAUUUAUUUCUAAGUCCACCAGGAAGACUGGUCAUACAGCACUAACCAAGGGUUAGCUCUUUUUUCUCUAUUGGUUCAGCAAAUAUUUAUUGAGCUUUUACCAUGUGCCUGGGCACUAUUGCUCCCCACAGAAUAUUUUUUUGUUCAGCCCACCUGGUGUGGUUCAGUGGAUUGAGCAUCAUCCCAUGCACCA